This is a messenger RNA of Bombyx mandarina (wild silkworm), 1462 nucleotides long. RefSeq names its product pickpocket 9 (gene ppk9). Gene Ontology annotation, biological process: sodium ion transmembrane transport. Lineage: Eukaryota; Metazoa; Arthropoda; Insecta; Lepidoptera; Bombycidae. Gene Ontology annotation, cellular component: plasma membrane. Gene Ontology annotation, molecular function: ligand-gated sodium channel activity. The record is from RefSeq and is a predicted model, not a curated record.
AUGUUGUUUGAAAAAUCAUAUCAAUCUCAAAUAAUCCAAGAAGAGCUAAACAGCACAAGGAAAACUAAAAAUUCUCAGUCGAUGAAAAAAGAUGGGAGCUUUAACAUAACGAAAAAAGCUAAAAAAUAUUUGGUGCUGUUUAUGAAGAGUUCUUCAAUACAUGGAUUGAAUCACAUUGUGGCAGCCAGAAGACAUCCUUUAGAGAUUCUUCUUUGGCUGAUAACUGUGGGUCUUUGCGCAUUCGGUUCACUCUAUCUCUCCCAAACGACAUGGAGCAGGUAUCAGUCCUCUCCCACUGUCAUCUCUAUGGAUAGAGAUAUGUUCGCUUGGAACACCACCUUCCCUUGCGUGACGAUUUGUCCUGAUAAUGUAUUGGAUGAGAAGAAGCUUGCUAUUUAUCUCAGAUCCUUCAAAGAGGAGGACAAGUCCACACUAGAAGCCUUUAUUAGAGGUCUAUCAAAUAUAUCCUAUGACAACUUUAAUACGGUUCCAAUUUAUGACGGCAUUCCUUCAGACAAGUACUUGGAGCUUAUUCUUAAUUUCACAACAACAUUCAAACCUACCCUGACUAUAGGUGUGACUGGUGUAACUUUGGGAAUUGUGCCCACAAUAACUGAGAUGGGACUAUGUUAUGCUGUGAACUCAAAAGUGGCUGUAUAUAAUUCGCCAGAAUAUAGGUCCGCUAAUAGAUGGGACUUAAUAAAGAAACCAAAUGAAACUUUGUUUAUACAUCCCUUAGACGGUGAAGUAUAUGCUCAAGUUAUGAACUUAUCGACUGGGUACAAAGUCUACAUCCAUGGCCCGUCUGAAGUACCAGAUGUAGCGACAAAGAACAUGUACUCAGAGAAAGAUUUUUAUCUCAAACUGUACGUUACUGCUGUAGCUAUAUACACAACUUCAGAUGCAGCGGAACUGAGCAUCUCCCAACGUCGCUGUCGCUUCCCCGAAGAGAACAAUCUCCUGCAUAAUUCGAUAUACUCCUACACCAUGUGUCGGAUGGAAUGUAGAAUUCGACUCUGCUUAAAGUACUGCAGAUGUAUCCCGCAUUUUUAUAGGAAAAUUGGGGACGAACGAAUAUGUGAUGUAAAAGGACUACAAUGCUUAUCAAAGUACAAAGAUGAACUCACCAAGCUAAGACAGAAAAACGGUAUGAAGAUAGACUGCGGUUGCUAUCCAUUGUGCGAAGACAUUAAUUAUGUCCUCCAAUCUAAUGCUCUACAACCUUGGUUUUUGGGGACGAAUUUCCAAUGGGGCAUGGUGACCUACCCUCGAAUGCGAUACAGACGUGAUAUUAUCUUUGGCUUCACUGAUGUAUUGGUGGCUGUCGGAGGUAUGGCUGGUUUAUUUCUAGGAUGCAGUGUGCUCAGCUUCAUGGAAAUCCUUUACUUCUUAACAUUGAGACUUGUCUGUUAUGCUAAAGUAAAAUAAUAAGACAUACAAAGGGUAUUAAGCUAUUGCAUAG